UUUACAGCCAAGAAAUAAUAAAACGACAAUUCGAAUGGGUUCUCUUGUCUCUCCAGCCCGGGAGCUUCGAACAUUGGCACAAUACCCUCAGCUAGCCAUUUCAAAAGCCAAAGAUGAUCCUGAAAUCAGAGCCAAAUACCGUCCCUUUUUGCUAGAUGCAGAGCUCGAAGCUACGGAUUGGAUCUCUCAGUUGGAGUUAGAGACUACAAUUGCCAUGGCGGAGGAGAAUUUAGCAAAGACUGAAUCCAGAUUAAAGGUUCUAGUGCUCUAUGGAAGCCUGCGGAAACGCUCCUACUCCAAACUAAUGGCCUUCGAAGCCUCCCGCAUUCUUCACCGUCUCGGCUGCGACGUUCGCAUUUUCAACCCGAGCGAACUCCCUAUCCGCGACUCUGUCGACGCCACGCACCCUUCGGUUCAAGAACUACGCUCCCUAUCCCUCUGGUCCGAUGGGCACAUCUGGUGUUCGCCUGAACAGCACGGAAACCUCACUGCCGUCUUCAAAAACCAAAUAGACUGGAUCCCUUUAUCCACAGGUUCGGUGCGGCCUACACAAGGCCGCACACUAUCCGUGAUUCAGGUCAAUGGUGGGAGUCAGAGCUUUAACGCUGUUAAUAGUCUGAGGAUACUGGGGAGGUGGAUGAGGAUGUUCACUAUUCCGAAUCAGAGUAGUUUGCCAACUGCGUGGAAGCAGUUUGAGGAUGAGGGGGGAGAUGGUAGUGGGAAGGCUAGGUUGUUGCCAAGUGGGAACCGGGAGAGGCUAGUGGAUUGUAUGGAGGAGUUUGUUAAGUAUACGAUUGUCAUGAGGCCGCAUUUUGAGUUGUUCGAGGAUCGAUUUAGUGAAAGGAAGGAAAGGCAUGACAGGGAGACAGAGUGUGACGGUUAAAAACGACAUUCUUUAGAAAACAGUAU
Messenger RNA from Mytilinidion resinicola, 909 nucleotides. Its product is annotated as arsenate resistance ArsH. The transcript is spliced from 2 exons. The coding region runs from base 35 to 883 and encodes 282 amino acids. The record is from RefSeq and is a predicted model, not a curated record. NCBI's taxonomy places the organism in Eukaryota, Fungi, Ascomycota, Dothideomycetes, Mytilinidiales, Mytilinidiaceae. Gene Ontology annotation, molecular function: oxidoreductase activity.